CGAUGUGAGGAGAUGUAUUUUGGGGUCUCCCAUCCUGGGGGGCAGUUAUGAGCUGUGGGGGGGCGAUGAAGGAGAGGAGGAGGGGGAUGAUGGACCCGGCCACCACUAAACCCCUCACCCCAUUCAGUAUAGAGGAUAUCCUGAGCCGACCGACAUCCAGGAGGACCCCGAACUGCCAGGGGGCCCCCCAACCGGCACAUAAGGGGCCCCCCCGACCCGGAGCGCUCCCCCAAUCCUCCCCCCUCUGUGCAUUGGAGGAACUGGCCAGCAAGACUUUCCAGGGACUGGAGGUGACUGUGCUGCAGGCGGCAGAAGGGCGCGAGCCGCUCGGCUCAUUUGGACACCGGCCGACUUCUAAGAAGAGACGCAAGUCGCGGACGGCCUUCACCAACCAUCAGAUCUAUGAACUGGAGAAGCGUUUUCUCUACCAGAAGUACUUGUCCCCCGCGGACCGGGACCACAUCGCCCAGCAGCUGGGACUCAGCAACGCCCAGGUGAUCACCUGGUUUCAGAACCGGCGGGCCAAGCUAAAAAGGGACCUGGAGGAGAUGAAGGCCGAUGUAGAGUCCCUGAAGAAGAUCCCUCCUCAUGCUCUGGAGAAACUGGUCUCCAUGCCGGAGGUUGGGGUGGGAGACGAGGACGAGGAGGCCAUAGGAAGAGGAUGUUCUCCAACCUCACAAGGACUUUACCUCCAUUCUCCUCGGGGUUCCUCCAUGGAGCGCACAGCCGAUGAGUUCUCAGAAGAAGAAGAAGAAAUUGAGGUGGACAUUUAGGGGGGAGGGUACUCGUGAUACGGGACAGCAUUGAAUCUUCUGUUGGGGGAGGGCUAAGGUGCAGUCCCAUCAGUAACCUGGAAGGAAACACAAUCGCCCAUCAAUUACUAUGACCACCAGGUCCAUGACCUAUGACCUAUGGUCUAUGACCACCAGGGGGCACACCGGCGAGUUCCUAGUCCAUGGACAAUUGGGGCGUCUCAAGUCCUGAGAAUUACACCCGGAGAGAUAAGAGCUCAGAAUAGGCAAAAACCCCUUCCACCAGUAAUGAGGUCCUGGUAUAAAUCUCGGGUGUCCGGCAUUGGCUGAGUAUAACGGGGGGAGGGGCUUCGUUAUCUGAUUGACCUUUAGAUCUAUAGAAUGAAUAACACUUAUAUGUGAGCUGUUGGUGCUGCCCCCCCCCCCCCCCGAUUGUUUAUAUGGAAUAGAAAAUCCAUCAAGGGUUUUUUUAGCAGCAAAAAAGUAUAUUUUACUUGAAUAGCAAUCAAUAUUUGUAAAACGUUUCACAUGAUAUCCCUACGCAUUACGACCUAAUUAUUGGUCUUCUUCAGGGGUUGUUUUUAUGAGAAAAAAGAGAAAUACUCUCUGAAGAAGGCCAAUAAUUAGAAAGGUCGAAACACGUAGGGAUAUCAAGUGUAGGGAUUACAUAAAACCCAUGGUAUUAGCGUAGAGUGUCACAUGAUAUCACUACGUGUUUCUACCUAAUUAUUGGUCUUCUUCAGGGGAGAAAUACACGCAUUGAUAAAAACACCCCUGAAGAAGGCCAAUAAUUAGAAAGGUCGAAACA
Messenger RNA from Rana temporaria (common frog), 1560 nucleotides. Its product is annotated as transcription factor LBX2-like. The record is from RefSeq and is a predicted model, not a curated record. The transcript has 2 exons. Gene Ontology annotation, biological process: regulation of DNA-templated transcription. Lineage: Eukaryota; Metazoa; Chordata; Amphibia; Anura; Ranidae. Gene Ontology annotation, molecular function: DNA-binding transcription factor activity, RNA polymerase II-specific; DNA binding. The coding region runs from base 48 to 773 and encodes 241 amino acids.